Molecule: messenger RNA, 2662 nt
Organism: Mytilus californianus (California mussel)
Lineage: Eukaryota; Metazoa; Mollusca; Bivalvia; Mytilida; Mytilidae
Product: mucin-5AC-like
Exons: 22
Coding region: 63-2525 (820 amino acids)
Source: RefSeq, a predicted model, not a curated record
GUUUUUAUGUACACACGUAUUUUUAAUAAUUGGAUUAAACUAGACAAAGGAAAGAAUAAUAAAUGUACACAUUACUGAUACUGACUUAUCUUCUUGAAGUUAUCUCGACAGCGCCAUUCCAAGUUGAUACAAGAAAUGAGAUAUCCAAGAAGAUAGAUAAAAGAGACGCAUCUUGUGAUUUACGGAGAUCCCCAUUAGGGGACACAUAUUUUCGAAAAACAACACCAUGGGGAAUGGAAUUUGAUUUGCCAUGUCCAACAGGGACAUUAUUUAAACUGGAAUCCUGUAGUUGUGAAAAGAAAAAGUGUACAGUGAUGGAAUCUGAUCCUACAUCUUACUCGGAAUACAUUGAUAGCAUUGGGGACUGGGUAACAGGUCAAUGUCCUCAAACUAUGGUAUAUCGAACUGAUUAUUGCAUGUGUACACUACCAAAGGAUUACAUUACUUCAGCUCCACAAACAUCACUUGUAACUGUUCAACCAGAGGAUUGCCCCUAUAGACAAAAAGGUCCGUCGUCAUACGAGGAGUAUUUUCCGUCCAUUGGUGAUUGGGUCACAAAUUACUGCCCACAUGGAACAAUGUAUAGUGCUAUGUACUGUAAAUGUAUUUCACAAGAUACAACGACAUAUUCACAGUCAAAUAAAAAAUCUACGGCAAAAACGUCAACGAUUAUUUACACUGUUCAACCUCCUUCAACCUGUCCAUACAUACAAGAUGGACCUUCAUCAUAUAAGGAAUAUGUGGACAGUCUCGGGAAUUGGCUGACUUAUGACUGCUCUUCUGGGAAGGUAUAUAGUCCUAAGUGGUGUACCUGUCUUAUAGAAGGUCAAACACCUGAUUAUUCCGGUUUAGUGACGACACCGCCACUUGUAGCAAAUUGUUUGCUACAACCAUCCGGUCUGACGUCAUACAAUGAAUACGUGCCAUCAUUGGGUGCAUGGGUAACCAAUGAUUGUCCUGUUGGAAAAGUAUUUAGUCAACCACACUGUACCUGUGUAAAUGAAAAUUUGGUGCAAAAACCAGAAAUAACAACUUUAGCAGUUGAUACUACCUACGUCACGAAUCCAGAUUGUGAUUUGCGACCGGUUGGAAAGAGCACCUACCAAAAAUAUGAGAAAUCUAUUGACGCCUGGGUGACAGAGGACUGCCAUGUUGGUUUGGUCUUUAAUGUCAUGCUAUGUCACUGUGUUAAGGACGGAGUAGCAGUUGUAACAGAUCUACCAGUCACUAGUACAAAAUCGUACACAGGAAUCACAAACUCAAAUUGUCCAUACGUACCUGUAAACCAGAGAUCUUACAAGGAGUAUGUUGCAGAUAUAGGAAUAUGGGUAACAAAUGAUUGUCCGUCGGAUAUGGUGUUUAAUGUUGUCAUGUGCUCCUGUCAUCCUGAUGGGUCAGCUGAUAUAAUUGUUGUCCCAAUUACAACUGUUCCGCCACUGAACAUCCCAACAGUUCUUAAUUGUCCUUAUAAGAAAUCUGAUGAUGGAUACCUAGAAUAUGUACCGGAAAUAAAUAUUUGGAUCAAUAACGCAUGUCCAAUCGAUCACGAAUUUGUUGUGGAAUAUUGUACAUGUCUAUCCCAAAGUGAUAUCAGCAAAAUACCAGAAAUGCCAUCAACUACAACUACAGUAAAAUCUUCAACGACAUCAAAAUCAAUGCCUUCUACUAUGACAAUAGUAUCGUCAUCAGCUAAAUCUGAAUCAACAAGCACUCCGUCAUCAAAUAAAGAAAUGAAUUCAACAACUAGAUCUUCAAUGACAAAUAAACCUACCACGUCCAUAAAACUAACUACAACUACAACAAUCUCCCCUGAGACAACAACGACAACAAGAGUAGAUUUAACGACAACAACGCCAUCGACAAAGCAAUCUCUUAAGACAACUUCUCCAACAACUGUAACAACAACAAAAGUAACGUCUACAACGCCAACAUCUCAAACUUCAUCAAUGACAACAACAGAAAGAUCAACAACAACGAAGAAACCGUCUACCACAAUAGUUCAGACAACAACACAGCCAACGCUUAAACCUACGACAACUAGCGUCCCAUCAACACCAGCCAGCAUAACAACAACAAAGCAUUCUAUAACAACGAUAUCAGAAACAACAAGUAAUUGUGACAAGAUGAUAUCACGGCUUGGAGAGAGAUAUUACACAACUGUAGUUUCAGGAUGGGGAGAACUUACCUUCAUGUGCCCCACGGGAAGGAUAUUUCAUCCUCCCAGUUGUGACUGUGUAUCUAAAUCUGAUAUCCAGACAACAACCAAAAGUUUACCUACAACGACAACAAUAGUUACAACAACCACCAGACUACCCACCACAACGUCAAUGACUACUACGACAAAACUGCCAGAAACGACAAUAGUUACCUUACCACCAACAUCAACUACAACAGCAUGUCCAUUGGUUCCUUCAUCAUCAGGUCCAGAAUAUUUUAAGAUAUUUCUGGGAACGUUUGGAGCAGUCGAACUGACGUGCCCCUCUAAACAGAUAUUUGAUCCUGUCAAAUGUAGAUGUUAUAUAUAAACUUACAGUAUAUUAAAAUGAAGAUUGAGGCCAUCCUAAUUUCAAGAUACAUUCAACACUCAUCGGUGAUCAUCAGAAAUCCAUCACAUUUUUAAUAGAUAAUUCACUAAAUAAAAUACCUUUACACUAUAUUUGAA